UGUUAUAUUUUUUAUUAAACGUCUUUGAUGAUUCUGACUCUUUUCAAUUAAAUUAUCAAAGAAUAUGGAAAAUUUUAACUCUCUCUUAGUACAUCAGUAUCGUGAAAUCACACAAUUUAAGCCAUCGAAAUUAAUAACCAAUGGCGCAAGAAGAUUAGCUUGUAUUUUAAGUGAAGAUAAGAAAAGAAUAAUUAUACUCGAUACAAAUGAUCAGGAGGAUGAAGACGAAGAUAACAGUGAAAUGAUGCAGUUUUCGUAAAAUAAAAUUUUAUUUUAAUUGCACAAAAGAUUUUAUAGUUAAAUAUUAGUAAAAUUCCCAUUACUGUAAUGCUUAUUUCGACUAGUAUAUAUCAAGAUAAAUAAAAUAGUACAACCGUGAAAAAAAUAUACACACGUGAUUGUAUAACCCUGUAAGUUAUAAAUUUUACUCCACUUUUUUGAUUUGGUUUUGUUAGCGAUAAAAAUGAAUGUCCAAGUUACCUCAGAUGAUAUUAACAUUUUAAUUUAUAAAUAUCUUCAUGAGUCAGGUUUUAAUUUCUCACCUGCAGUUUUUAACAUGGAGGCUAAGGUUGAAGAAGCAGCCCACAGAAAGGGUAUUGCUGAAAAAGAUGUAGAAACUGGACUACUUGUAAAGAUCAUAUACAAAGGUCUUUUUUAUAUGGACAUGGAAUUGCACGCAUUACCGGAUGAAUCUACGAUUAAAUGUAGUGCUCCUAUACAUUUAAUACACAAGCACCGUUGCAUAACAAAUGUAUCAUCUUUAACUACUACAGUUCAAAAUACUACAAAUGAGAUAAAUGAUGGUAACGAAACAAAUCAAAUCAAUGAAAAUAAUGAUAACAAUUUAAAUCAGAAUAAUAAUGACAAAAAGCGGAAAUAUGAAUCUUCAACCGAAGAAGAAGAAAUUAAACAUCUUGACGAAGAGCAGCGUAGUAAUAAAGAAAGAGAACAAAAAAAGGAAAAAGAUCGUGCUAGAGGAAAGGAUCGUAAAAAAGAUGAACGUGUGAGAGAUCGGAAAAGAAUUAAAGAUAAAGAUCGAGAAGCAGAAUUUGAACUCACGCGUAAUAAUGUAAAUAGCCAGCCGAGCCCAAGUACAUCUAACAACAUUAUAGAAUUGAAAGGUCACAGUAAAGAUGUAUUUUUAUGCGCAUGGAAUCCAAAAGAUACUAACAUUUUAGCAACAUGUAGCUUAGACGGUACUUCGCGAAUCUGGAAUAUUACAAAUUGGCAAAAAGAUCACGCACAACCCACCCUUAUUAAAAGCUUUAUUAAAAAUAAUCUUUCAGAUGUAUGCUGGCUAGAUUGGAACCCAACCGAGGCCAAUACAAUAGCUAUUGCGUAUGCGGAUGGAUUUUCUUGUAUUUAUAAUUCUAAAGGAGCUUUACGUAGCAACUCCCAAGUAAAUUCCGUGUUAACGAUCAAAUGGAGCCCAAAAGGUGAACACCUUCUUACAGUUACUCAAGAUGGAUUUAGUAUUUGUACUGAUAAGCGUGGGAAUACUGUUGGGCAGUAUAAACAUGAAACUGUAUAUGAUGUUGCAUGGGCUAGUGAUGACUCAUUUGCCGCAAGUACAAAAAAUAAUAUCUUGUUUUACACCAUUAAACAAGAAAAUCCGAUCAAAACGUUAACUGGACAUGAAGGACCAGUCAAAUGUUUGGCCUAUGAUAUUAGUAAGACUUAUUUGGCAAGCGGCUCCUCAGAUUAUACGGUCAAGAUCUGGAAGGAAAAUAAAAAGGUUAUACAUUCACUUAAUCAUGAAAGUGCCGUACAUGCAUUAACAUGGUCUCAAGCAAUGAAGUCAACUAACAAGAAAAAAGAAACAGGUUAUAUUCUCGCUACUGCUACACAAGAUCAUAAAGUGACAAUAUGGGAUGCAGAGAAUGGUAAAAAACUUAAAGAGUUUAAUGAUAAUCAAGCCAUUAUAUCUUCGCUCGAAUUUAGUCCGAACGGAGCACUUCUAGCGUUAGGAUCGUAUGAUCAAAACUUAUUAAUUAUCGAUUCUAAGAGCUAUGAACCUAAAAUUUCUUACAAAUCAGAAUCACCAAUAUAUCAUCUUCAUUGGGACGCAUUAGGCACUAAAAUAGCAUUUACUUUGGCAAAUGGCAAUGUGAUUGUUAUGGAUAUGAAAUAAAUUGCAAUACACUUAAGUACAGUUGAUUUGAGUUAUUUUUUAAAUAAUAAUAAUAAUAAUAAAUAAUAAUUUGAAAUUUCAUAUAU
Messenger RNA from Rhizophagus irregularis DAOM 181602=DAOM 197198, 2217 nucleotides. RefSeq lists its product as uncharacterized. Lineage: Eukaryota; Fungi; Glomeromycota; Glomeromycetes; Glomerales; Glomeraceae. Gene Ontology annotation, molecular function: transcription corepressor activity; protein binding. Gene Ontology annotation, biological process: regulation of transcription by RNA polymerase II. The record is from RefSeq and is a predicted model, not a curated record. Gene Ontology annotation, cellular component: histone deacetylase complex.